UGAGCUGGUGGAGGAUGAGGAUGGAUCAGUGAGGAGGAGGCAGGACAGUCGCAUCCAGAUGCCCACAGACUAGAAGAGGGAGUAAAUAUGAAAUAAUAAAAAAAAUAUGACGACCUCGCAACGACUCCCGGGGAGAUGCCUCGCAUAUAUUAGCGGUUUCCCUCCAUUUCCGUUGCAUGACGACCUGCCAGGUGCUACAUGAGUCUCGGUGCACCUCAUGGAGCAGCGCGCCGUGUUGCGUCUCUGUGUGUCAACUCAGAGGAAAUGCCAUCUCACCUAAGUGAUCUUCCCUCUUUGCCCCUCGGAUGAUUUUUAACGCUCUUCAGCGGGUCGGAUCGCUUUUGCUUUGUUUUCCGCGGCCACUGAUUGAAUGGCUGUCAUGACUUGUGCCCUCAGGACUGCAAAGCCACGAAACCAAGAUGAAAAACCGCUCGCUCUUUGGCGUUCGUGCGUCCUUCCAACCUCUCAGUAAUUACAGCUGGUAAUUAGAGCGGGGGAUCACGGUGAAAACCUUCAGAUGAAACAAUGGAAAGACCCUCGUUGAGUCGGCACGAAGGACAAAAAUCUUUCCUGGCUGUGAAUUUAUUUAAACGUUGCUAUGGGGAAGAGUUUCGACUGAGUCACGGGGAGAUUUGAUAUCACAGACGAGAAGAGAGAGAGCCUGGAGGUGAAGACAUGGUCAUCACUGAUAGAAACAACGGCACCCCCGUACCUAAAAAGGAGCCCCAGAAGAAGACGAGGAGGAAGUCUCGCCCCCAUGGCCUGCCCUCUCCAGCGCUUUGCUGCGCCUGUGGCCUAUGCAUCAUGCUGGCUGGACUCAACAUCACCCUGGUGGGAGCGUUCGCCUUCAGCACACUGGUGCCUUCUGCCAACCCCCCGAUAAUCAUCGGACCUAUCCUACUGCUGGUGGCCUUUUCCUUUUUUGGGGCCUGUUGCGUGUGCAGCCGCCUCCCUCCACCCCACAGCUCUCGGAGGUCUAAGGUGGGUGGCAGGGGCUCAGGGUUGAUGGGACAUGGUGGGCUGGCCGGUGGGGCGGCGUUUGAAAUAGAGACCAGCGAGCACACACUACAGGAUACCACAGCUGUGCAACUCAGCCCCACAUCCUCCCCUGGAUCAUCCCAAGUGUCCAGUCCAGAAAAGGAGCCUCCUGAUGUGGCCCUACCAGGGCCCUGCAAGCUGUUCACCAUGGAGACCAAUGGCCCUUCAUCUGUUUCCGCCACCGCAGUCUACUCAGCCUCCACAGCAGCAGGAGGGGAGGUGAGGCUCAACCUGCCACGUGAAGAAGUGGUCACCUAGCAGCACAGAAACUCUUCCAAGGCCGAAGUGCUAGCAGUGUAAAUAUCGUCUGGGUUGAGGGCUUGCUGAGUGUGAUUGUGUCCUCUAGUUUACGUAGUGCCAUAUUUCUGGUCGUGACAAGUUGUCAAUGGUUAUGCUUUUGAUUUUCUUGCUGUGCAGCCAACUGGUAAUUAGCAUGCAAAGUUAAUGAAACAUCCAAGUAUUUGUGUAUUAGGUUUUGGAAUUCAAAUUCCUACCUCUCUUGUGCUGUUUUCCUACAGGUUUUUGUUCUUAACGUGGGGCAUUAUAAAGAGUUUUCAUAUAGAAAUCCAACAAAGUGUCUGGAAACCAUAAACAUUUAUCUUACACUGUUACUCUCAGCUGUCAGCAAUGAUUCGAGAGGGCUCGCCUGAAGAAUGUGAUUGUUGAUUUGUUCUUAAAACUUAAAAUAUUAGAUGUGAAAGGUCAUUAGUGAAUCGUGCAGGUACAUUUGUAGUGACAUUUGGCAUUUUGUGUGCCAUUUCUCAGUGUUGAACUUGUUUUGGGGGCAUAAAAUAUUAUAGGUCACAGCGGUCCCAAAGCAAUAUUCUCUCACUUGAGAUUAAAUUCUUUGGCAUUUUUACAAGGAAGUGAUUGCACACUACUAUUAUGUCUACAGCCAAUACGUUUGUAAUGGACAAUAAUGCAUAGAGAACAGUGUGUUACAGCAUAUUUGCGUUCAUCUGUGUACAUUGUUGGAUAGUGGAAGCAUUAUUUCUGCAGUUAACCAACAGUAACACUGUGAAUAUUACGUUUCUCACCACAUUCAUGAAGGUAAAAAGGUUUUAAGGUCACGUUCGUCAUAUUUUCAGUGAUUUAUGUACAGUUUAAUGCAGUAAAGGUCAUAAUCGAUGCGACUUAACCUCCCUGUAAGGCAAGGCGAUGAUUUUAUCAUCAUUACUGAAUUUCUGUUACUGUUUUAAACAUGUGAAUUUCACAGUACUGAAUUCUCAUUUUUAAUGUCUGCUAUCACACACUUUGACGUCAUAUUCAGCAGAAGUAAAACCUCCACUGGACCUAAUAUACACAACACGAACAAGCCAAGAAGUCUUACAGAGUUUAGAUAUUCAGAUUGCAUUAAAAAAAAGUUAAAAAAGAAAAAAAAAAGUAUCUGUUCCCCAUCACUGUGAUGUCUUCUUGUCAGUUAUGAACUUGACUGGUCAAAAGAGACAUUCAAACCCUGAUUUCCUUUGAAAGGAAAGUUGCCUUAGACUGAGAUAUCAGGAUCAAACUAAUGAGGGCUAUAAUAGAAGUGCACAAUAGCAUUUUUCUUCAGAAAGCCUUUGUUUGGCUCUGGAUUUCUAUCCCAUAUUUGGAACACAUCAACAAGUUUUUUGUGGAUGUAACAACAGCAUGCAAAUGGCUUAAAUGUUUCAUCUCAGAAGUUUCUAUGGAGUAGCAGGAGUGUGAAGACCUGCAUACAGUGACCACAAUGUUCCCUUAUACAGUAUUAACCUUCAUUAUUAGUGAUACAGCUCCUCAAAGGGACCAGUUUUUUCUGUCAAAGCUCUUUCUUGUGCUGAUCUUAUUUCUGCAUGUUCAGAGAACUGACUCGUGGAAAUGCAAACACCCUGUUGUGAAAAGUAUUUUGGUGUUAAUCUGUGUAUUCGAAUUUGUGUAGCACAAAUCUGGAAAAAGGAUAGAAUAUUUUUGUGAAGAUUAUAAUUUGUUUAUUUUAAAAGUAACUGAUCCGAAUGUGAAUUCUUCAGGAGAUAUAAAUAAAAAGGCUCUUUCAGUAGAACAUGAGGUUGCUCAUUAUGUAUGCGUGGCAUGACACCAUGUUCCUGCAACAUUGCAUUUUGUGUCAUCAUGAAGUGAAAUGAAUAAAAAUGGCCAACUGGAUUCGUUACAUAUUAACUUUUCUAAAGAGUUCAGUGUGAUCUUUGAGGAUAACAGUCCUUAUAGGCAUUGUUUAUCCCAGAGGGAGUCUAUAAAGACUCAACAUGAAACAUAAAUAUUUCCCCAGAUGUGUCAUGAAGAAGGUUUUAACCUAAAGACUUUACACUUCAGUCUAUCUUUCAAUGC
Larimichthys crocea (large yellow croaker) is the source of this 3339-nucleotide messenger RNA. It is a transcript of the gene tmem275a, whose product is annotated as transmembrane protein 275a. The coding region runs from base 676 to 1296 and encodes 206 amino acids. The transcript is spliced from 2 exons. The record is from RefSeq and is a predicted model, not a curated record. Lineage: Eukaryota; Metazoa; Chordata; Actinopteri; Sciaenidae.